UCAAGGAGUUUGGUGAUGGGUGAACAGAUUGGGCCUCCCUCCAGACCAUGUUCUCCAAACCCUCAGGAUCGUGUGCUGAAGUGUGGCUGGCUGAAGAAACAAAGGAGCAUUAUGAAGAACUGGCAGCAGCGGUGGUUUGUGCUGCGUGGGGAUCAGCUCUUCUAUUACAAGGAUGAAGAUGAAACUAAACCUCAGGGUUUGAUACUACUGCAAGGCAGUCAGGUGAACGAGCUGCCACCUAAUCCUGAUGAACCAGGGAAACAUCUGUUUGAAAUUACUCCAGGUGGUGCAGGGGACCGGGAAAAGAUGCCUGUCAAUCAUGAGGCUUUCCUGCUCAUGGCUAAUUCCCAGAAUGAAAUGGAAGAUUGGGUGAAAGCCAUCCGACGGGUUAUAUGGGCUCCAUUUGGUGGAGGGAUCUUUGGGCAGCGCCUGGAGGACACGGUGCAGCACGAGAGGAAGUAUGGCCAGCGCCUGGCCCCGCUGCUGGUGGAGCAGUGCGUGGAUUUUAUUCGGGAGCGAGGGCUCACGGAGGAGGGGCUCUUUCGGAUGCCUGGACAAGCCAACCUUGUCAAAGAUCUGCAGGAUUCUUUUGACUGUGGGGAGAAACCCCUGUUUGACAGCAACACAGAUGUUCACACUGUGGCGUCCCUCCUGAAGCUUUACCUUCGAGAGCUGCCAGAGCCUGUCAUCCCCUUUGCCAAAUACGAAGACUUUCUUUCUUGUGGACAGCUACUCUCAAAAGAUGAGGGAGAGGGUACCCAGGAACUGGUUAAACAGGUGAAGAAUUUGCCCCAAGCCAACUACAACCUCCUCAAAUACAUAUGCAAGUUCCUUGAUGAAGUUCAGGCUCAUUCCAGCAUUAACAAGAUGAGUGUCCAGAACCUGGCUACAGUAUUUGGACCAAACAUACUGCGGCCCAAAAUGGAGGAUCCAGUGACCAUGAUGGAAGGCACCUCUCUAGUUCAGCACCUGAUGACAGUAUUGAUAAGUGAGCAGGGGAGGAUCUUUGCUGUUCCUCAGGCGGAUGUGCCAGGGAGCCAGCUGGAAAUCAGACCGAUGCGCCAGCGCAGCACUGUGGAGUGGAUCUCCGAGGAGGACGGGGAGGACAGCAGGUCACAGAACAGCGCUGCCAGCCCCACUGAUUUGCCUUCUGGCAAUGCUGUGGCUCUAGAGGCCACUCCAGGACCUGCAGUGAAAAUCACUCCUCCAGAACACAAUGGCAAAUCAACUCAGCCUGCCACGAGCCCCAGUAAAAGAGUGCAGACGCUGCCUCCAUGGAAAUAUUCCUUCCGCCAGCAGGGAGCACGGUCUGUGAGUCCAAAGCUGGGCAGCUCCUCCUUAGACAUCCCCAACCUCUCCUCCAGUGGGAACUGGUUGAUGAACGGCCUGUACUCCCUCCGAGGCCAUCGCCGGACAGCCUCCGGGGAACGAGUGAAAGACUCGUGCUCCUCCCAGAGACUCUCCACUUAUGACAAUGUCCCUUCAUCCAGCCUGUCCCUCAGCACACACAGCAUGGCCAGCACCACCUGGUCUACAUCAUCCUGUGAGAUCUCCGUGAUGGACUCAGUGAGCAGCUGCCCAGCCUGCCGGGCCAGUGACUCUUCUGCUUUGAGCUCCCUAAAAACUGAGUGGGUAACUCAGGGCUCGCUGUCCCAGAGCGAGGUCAAGACUGCAGAUCUGGAGAACAGCAUGGACAGGUUUGAAGCCUGCAGCAGCAGCAGCAGUGAACAGAGUGACCCGGCUGCAGCUUCCCGAGACUCUGUCCAAUGCUCCAGGGCCUUACAGAGCUUGGUGGUGGAGCUAAAGACAGAGCUGAGCAAACAGAGGACUGAGUAUGAAACUAGUAUCAAAAGAAUUGAAGAAACAAGUGCAGACCUGAGGAACCAAGUGGUUAGGUUAGAAGAAGAACUGGACCAAGAACGAAAGAAAUACACGAUGCUGGAAAUAAAGCUGAGGAAUUCUGAACGCGCUCGUGAAGAUGCUGAGAAGAGAAAUUACCUCCUGCAGAAGGAAAUGGAAGAAUUUUUUUCAACAUUAGGGUGUUUAACUGUUGGGAGUCAAAGCGCUAAAGUCCCCAAGUAG
Messenger RNA from Onychostruthus taczanowskii (white-rumped snowfinch), 2082 nucleotides. It is a transcript of the gene ARHGAP22, whose product is annotated as Rho GTPase activating protein 22. Gene Ontology annotation, cellular component: focal adhesion. Gene Ontology annotation, biological process: signal transduction; activation of GTPase activity. The coding region runs from base 16 to 2082 and encodes 688 amino acids. The transcript is spliced from 9 exons. Lineage: Eukaryota; Metazoa; Chordata; Aves; Passeriformes; Passeridae. Gene Ontology annotation, molecular function: GTPase activator activity. The record is from RefSeq and is a predicted model, not a curated record.